This is a messenger RNA of Eurypyga helias (sunbittern), 214 nucleotides long. Its product is annotated as synaptic vesicle glycoprotein 2A-like. The record is from RefSeq and is a predicted model, not a curated record. The transcript has a single exon. Lineage: Eukaryota; Metazoa; Chordata; Aves; Eurypygiformes; Eurypygidae. The annotation marks the transcript as partial.
AUGCCCCCAGAUCUGUUCGAGUACAAGUUCGUGGGCAGCCGGGUGGUGAACAGCACGUUCCUGCACAGCAAGGAGGGCUGCCAGCUGGACUUCAGCGACGACAACACCGCCUACAUGGUCUACUUCGUCAGCUUCCUCGGCACCCUGGCCGUGCUCCCCGGGAACAUCGUCUCCGCGCUCCUCAUGGACAAGAUCGGCCGCCUCCGCAUGCUGG